Messenger RNA from Bursaphelenchus xylophilus (pine wood nematode), 1863 nucleotides. Lineage: Eukaryota; Metazoa; Nematoda; Chromadorea; Rhabditida; Aphelenchoididae. The record is from the annotation of a GenBank genome assembly.
AUGCCACAGACGGAAAUCCCAGCUCGAAUACUUCGAAAAAGGAAGUUUAUAUUUACUCUUGGAUACCCGAAUUCCCCGGAAAUUGCGUUUGACAUUGAGAUCCCGAUCCCUCCCUUCACAGAUUUUACAACGUUAUUCGGAAAUCUAGUUCACAAAACAAAUCUUCCGUAUGCUUGCUUUGACGGUAAGUUCCCUUUUUUUAUUGUAUUAAUGUUUUAGCUGCCCGUUCACAAUUACAAGAAUUCAUUUUGAAGGAAACCAGGAGUUAUGAGGAUGAUAUUGCCGAUUCUUCGGUUCUGGAUUUUCUUCAUGAAGAUGGCCCAUCGUCGGAAUUCGACUAUGAUCAAAAAUUCCGAAUGGUAAAUUACCGUUUUGCGCGAAAUUCAACGUUCUUUGAAGUUAAUCUCAUAGAUUUGUGUAGGAUUCUGGUAUGACCCCCGAUGUCACUCCCCAUUUCGACGAAGAUUUCAAGGAAUUAAUGAAGGUUGGACGGACGGAAGAACUUUUGAAGUUGAUUCGGCUAGAAUCCGAGAUGAAUUUUAGUUUAGCUCAAAAGUUGGAACAGAGAGAUGCCGAACUGAAGAAACUGAGGGCUGAAUGUGAAGAUGCUGUGGAGAGGACGAAGGAAACAUCUGAUCUAGAAGAACACUCCUAUAACCUCAGUGUUCUAAAUGACAAAUUGCAAGUACGUCCUGUAUUAUUUUUAAUCCUCUCAAUAGAACUAGCGGAAGAUUACAUAUUUAUUUUAGCUGACAGAGGCCAAUUACUGCAACCAAAUCAAAGCGUUAACCGAGCGAAAUAGAUCCGAGUUUAUCCGGGCAGUUGGAAUCCUCAAAGAAAAUGGGAAUCUGCCCAACGAGAACUGCAACAAAAAGUCCGUACCCCUCAAUAAACCAAAAUUUGUUGAACAUCCCCCGGUCUUGGACGAAAGCUUUACAAUUUAUAUAGGAAAUCAACUCAAGUCAAUGCAUAAUGCCCGUCUUCUUCAGUACCGAUCUUUGGAUGAAUUUUGUCACGAUCGGUCAAUGGAAUCCAUGGACAGAACGGUUUAUGAAUCCAGUCGACUCAACUCGUUGAUCAAUCUUUAUCGACGGGAUUUGAAGGCCGCUGUGAUGUUGGUGGAUCGUGACCCUUUAUACCAUAUGCACACACAAACAGAGUUCUUCAAGUUGUGCGAGAAAUCAGUCGAAUUACAUUUUGAUCCUAUAGAUGUCCAACUUCAGAAGAUUGCGGGCACCGUAAGGUUUGUUAUAUUAUUGUAUUGUUUUAGAUAUCCACACUCAAUAAAUCUCAACGUCAUCCACCUUCGAAUCAGCGAUGUUUUGAUUCGAUGGAUACUCGACUUCACGGAGAUCACGAUCUUUUCCGCCCUGGUGAUGUCUAUAUCACUUGUCAUUCCAAUUUGAACAGUGUUCAGGUUGUUUUCCAUUUGGUGACAGAUCAGCAUUGGGACAAGAUCGACUUGACAUCUCGGCAUCCUUAUAUAAAUGGCCUCCGGAAUUGCAUUCGGUUGGCAUCCAAGAAUGCGGUCAGAACAUUGGCUCUACCGUUGUUCUUGAAUAAGGAUGUAACUGAGGUAAGUGGUUAAAAUCUUUUUCGGCCAUCAUGAAUGAUUCCUUUCAGAGCCAACCAUUAGCAUUCUACCAAGGCAGGGCCGAUCUUCUUCUCAAGUGCAUUAAAGGAUUUCUGAUCGAAGUUUGCUCAACCGGGGCUUCGAAUGCAAAUUGUGCCGCAUUCAACGAACGCUCUAUGCAUUACAAUAUUAUAUUUGGAGUGCCGGAGACGUUGGGCCCGAAGAUCUUUGAGGCUACGGUAGAUACCAUCCUUCAAGUAUUCCAUUUGGUGCCUACUGUCAACGUGUAA